This is a messenger RNA of Dendronephthya gigantea, 966 nucleotides long. RefSeq lists its product as uncharacterized. Lineage: Eukaryota; Metazoa; Cnidaria; Anthozoa; Malacalcyonacea; Nephtheidae. The transcript has a single exon. The record is from RefSeq and is a predicted model, not a curated record. Bases 1 to 966 code for a protein of 321 amino acids.
AUGACAAAGACGAAGGUGGCCCCGAAGAAAGCACUGAGUGUUGCCCGACUCGAAUUGCAAGCUGCGCUUCUCUGUGCGCGUUUGGCAACGUACGUUCGUAAAGCCUUGACACGACCUAUACAUCGGCUUGUAUUCUGGACGGACAGCAAAUGCGAUCUUGGAUGGGUGCGUUCCACUGCUGUAUGGUAUAAGCCCUUCGUGGCCCAUCGCAUAGGAGAGAUUCAAACCUUGACAGAUUCGAAAUCGUGGCGUCAUGUACCAGGUCAGUUGAAUGUGAGUGACUACGCUACUCGGUCAAGAUCCGAUACCAAGGAAGAGAUUAUUCCCAGAAGGUGGUUCACCGGACCCGAGUUCCUCUCACAGAGUGAAGACCACUGGCCGAAAGAAACUCUAACUGAAGAAACACAUGAGCCAACUGAGAUGAAGCCAAGCAAAGUGUUCGUUGCAAACUCGAAGAAAGAUCUUGCCAAACAUCCAGUCAGCAUAAUCUUGACGCGGUGCUCAUUCUUGGGAAAAGCUCAACACAUAAUGGCGCAAGUUCAGCGUUUCGUCGCUUUAUGCAAAGGUGCCAAGCCCGUCGGUGUGCCCCUGGCGGUGGAAGAGUUCCGAGCUGCGAUGGUUGUUCUGGUGCGCUAUUGUCAACAGGAGGCAUUUUCCGCCGAACGUGAAUCACUGGAAAAGAACAAAUGUGUGGAUCGACGUUCAAAACUGCUCUCAUUCACACCGUAUUUGGAUAAGGACAAUGUAAUCUGUGUCGGUGGACGACUGGACCGAGCAAAAUUGGUCUACGAAGUACGUCAUCCAAUUAUUCUACCACAGAAGCAUCCUUUAACCGAGUUGGUUGUCGAUUGUUAUCAUCGUCUCGAAAAUCAUGGAGGUGUUGAUCAUGUGCUUGCUGCCAUCCAUAAUAAGUUCUGGAUAAUUCACGGUCGACAAGUGGUGAAACAUUUCAAACAAAGAUGUUAG